This is a messenger RNA of Naegleria lovaniensis, 3699 nucleotides long. RefSeq lists its product as uncharacterized. Gene Ontology annotation, biological process: RNA processing. Bases 1 to 3699 code for a protein of 1232 amino acids. The transcript is spliced from 2 exons. Gene Ontology annotation, molecular function: ribonuclease III activity. NCBI's taxonomy places the organism in Eukaryota, Heterolobosea, Eutetramitea, Acrasida, Naegleriidae. The record is from RefSeq and is a predicted model, not a curated record.
AUGACUUUACCACAACAACAACAACAACCACUCAACAUGGACGCUUCAUAUCAUCAUCAUCAUACAACACGAUCACUCUCUCAUUAUACUCAGCUCAACAAUAAUCAAUUCAAUGAUCGAUUGUAUCACAUUUAUCAAAUACAAUUUUCAUCUUGUUCUUCUUUGAAAUAUGCCUUUUUAUUUCCUAACAUUCCAAUUGACAAGUUGAAGAAUGAACAACAAGAACAAUUGAUCAAAUAUGGAUUCAAAAGAGAAUUACAAUGUUUUAUCAUGUUAUCAUUGUUUAAAUUCGAUAUUUGUGAUUUGGAUGUUUUUAGAAAAGAAGGAUUAUCAAUUGAUUGUUCAUUUAAAUAUUUAUGUCCAUUGAAAUUAACCACUGCCAAUGUUGAAUUUAUUGUAAAUAUUCACAAUUACUAUUUAUCAACGAUUGGAAAAGAUAAAAAUAAUUACAUGAACAUUUAUUCUAUUUUUCAUUCCAUGAUUGAAGAUUAUAAACAUUUAUUUAUUUUACCAAUAUUUACUCACAAAGAUGGAUCAAGGAUUCCAUUGGAUCAAAUAUCAAACUCUAAUUCUUUAAAUUAUUGGGAAAAUACACCCAUGUUAACAUUUCAUGAAUUUAAUCAAUUACUAGGUAUAGAAUAUAAUGUACAUGAACAAGAAGUGAUGAAUUUAAAACAACAUUUCAUUCAAAAAUUACAUUCUUAUUUUCCACAUAUUGAAUCCAAUCAAUUAUUUAAAUAUGUGAGAGAAAAUCAAAGAAAUGACAACAAGAUUCAACAAAUUCUCUCUCAUAUUGAAAAAGAAUUACAAUUUACAGUUGCCAUGACUAGUUACAAUCAAGUACCUUAUGUGAUUGAAUCGAUUGAUUUUGUAACGAAUAUUCAUGAUGGUAUCCUUUUGGGACAACGUGCGAGUUUGAUUGAUCAUGAAUGGAUUGAAGAGGAUGAGGAUGAGGAUGAGAAUGAGGAGGAUGAGGAUGGUGAGAAGGGUCAUCAUGAUCGAUGGAAUCAACGACAUCAAGAUGAUGAAAUUCAUAAUAUUGAUGAGUAUACUCGUACUACUACUACUACUACUACUACUACUAGGGAUGAAAACAAUGAACAAUCAUCACAACCUCCACAACCACCACCAUCACAACCACCACCACAUGUACUCUCAACACUAUCCACACCAUCCACAUCAAUCAUUUCAUUUAAAGAUUUUUAUCAAAAACAAUGGAAUUAUGACAUUCAAGAUGAAUAUCAACCAUUCAUUAAGGUAACCAAUUGUGAAUUUAGAAAAACCAAUGAAUUAAUUAUGAAUUAUUUUAAUGAAUCGAUCACUACAAUGAGUACUAAUGCAACUGGAAAUAUGACUACUACUACAACUGAAAGUACUACAACUGAAAAUACAACUAUUACUACUCAUAGAAAAAUUCUUCUCAUUCCUGAAUUAACUCUAUGGUGUCCAUAUCUUGAUAUGAAUAUCAAAACUAUUAUUCGAUUGCUGAAUCAAAGAGUGAUACCACAUGUCAUUUCCAUUUCUCGACAUGUUUAUGUGUCAUUGAAUGAAUUUGAAAAUUUCAUAAACAUUCAAUUUGAAAAUAGAGAUUUAUUGAGAAUUGCAUUAACUCAUAUGAGUAGUCAUCGUUAUAUCAAUUAUAAUAAUAAUAAUAAUAGUGGUACAUCUAGUCAUGGUAAUAAUAGUACGACCAGUAAUAGUCAUUCUACUAAUCAUCCUACCAAUAAUCAUCCUAGUUCGAACAAUAAUCAUCAUUUCAUUUCUGCAACUCUUACUGAUAAUGAUAAUAAUAAUAAUAAUAAUAAUACCACUAAUAAUGAUAGUAAUAAUAAUAAUAAUAAUAAUAAUACUAAUAAUAAUACUAAUACCACCACUACAACUUAUACCACAACCAAUACCACAACUGAACGUUUAGAAUUCUUGGGAGAUGCCAUUCUAGACAUGAUCAUUUCUCAUUUCCUUUUUGAGAAUUUCAAAACAGGAAAUGAAUCUUUUCUAUCUUAUCAUAGAAGUAUUAUGGUUAAAAAUUCAACUCUCCAACAAGUUGCAGUGAAUUCUCUCAAGAUUAUUGAUUACAUGUUGUAUGCACCUGGACAGAAGAAUAUUUUAAUACAAAGUGAGAGAGCACUUGCAGAUACUCUUGAGGCUGUCAUUGGAGCAAUGUUUUUAGAUCGAGGAUUACAAACAUGUGCUCAAUUUGUUAAGAAGUUUAUUAUAUUACCAUUUAUAGAAACUAAAUUUAAAAAGAUGAAAACAUUUCAAAAAUAUGCACUACAUUCAUUUGAAAUACCCUAUUUAUUAGAAUUUAAAUUAAAUGAUCAAGUAUUGAAUCAUUUAAAAGAAUUUGAAACUCUCUUGGGAAUUGAAUUUCAUAACAAAUUUCUAUUAUUAGAAGCAUUAACACAUUCAUCAUUUAAAUCAGAAUAUAUCAUCAAAGAUUCUCAUAUUAAUGAUUAUACUUUUUACAAGUGUAAUUAUGAACGAUUAGAAUUCUUAGGAGAUGCCAUCUUGAAAUUUGUGACUUGCAUCUUUCUAUAUAUGGGAUUUCCCAAUGCAAGUGAAGCUCAAUUGGCACAAACCAAGCAUUUAACUGUAGAUAAUACAUUCUCAUUACCAAUGGCAUCUGAACCAUUGAAAUUAUUACAAUAUAUUCGACAAAAUGUAGGUCAAGUGCAAUCCAUACUUGUCUCUGAUACUUUCAAUACUAUCAAUACUAUCAAUACUUUCAAUACCUCUAAUACUAUCAAUACUUUCAAUACUCUCAAUUCUAAUACAACAACUCGUUCAUCCUAUCAACAUUUAUUAAGGAUUGAAAAAGAUUUAGUGAGUGAUGUCUUUGAAGCACUCAUUGCAGCCAUUUAUUUAGAUCAAUUUGGAUUUAUAAAUACUUGUUGUUGGAUACAACAUACUUCAAUGAAUACCACAGCAACUACAAUGAAUGCUUCAAUGAUGAUGAAUACCACAACAACAACCGAUACAAUGAGUAUUAAUAGUACUACUACUACUACUACAACCAAUAUGACUACUUUUACUGAUCCAAACAUUUCAUAUGAUUCAAAUAUAACCUCUUCUUUCAAAUCUUAUUGUCCAUUUGUAGACAUUUCUAAUCAAUUUAUAUUCAAACAUUUAUUACAAAAGAGAAUUGAAUACAUUAAUCCUGAAACUAUUCAACAACCUUAUAAGAAUCAAUUACAACAUCUUGUACAAUCACUCUAUUCAAACACUCUACCUCUCUAUGAAACACAAUCUCUUCCACUUCCACAAUAUGAAUAUUACAUCACUACCAUAUGGAUUCAUCAAAUGAAAAUAGGAAUGGGUGAGGGAUUGGAUCGAAAAGAAUCUGAAAAUGAAGCAGCGAGGAGAGCAUUGGAAUAUUUAAAAGCAACAACAACAAUGGCCAAUGGUGGUGGUAGUAGUAGUAGUAGUAUAUAUGAUGAAUGUAAUAAUAAGCACAUGUCUCAACAAGACUCACAUGCUACCACUACUCAUUCAUUGACUUGUCGUCACCUUCUUGACACGACAUUGAAUCCUCAACAAGUUACCACCAGCAACACCUCAUCGCAUGUCAUGAAACUACGAAAUUCAUACUAUGAUCACUUGUUAUUCAAAUUAAAUCACAACAACAACAAGGAUUCAGAAGAAUUGUUGAUGGAAUCACAACACUACGAAGAAGAAUUAUUGAAAGAAUUAUUAAAAUGA